CUGCUGUUGACGCCAUCUUGAAAGUGUCUCCACGGGAGCCCAGAAGAGUCAAUUGGCGGAAUCUCCCUCCCCUCCCCCCAGAUGAAGGACCUUGGACCCAGGCUACGGCCCAGCCCCCCCGUCAAGUUAAAGUCUCUGCCCCUCCAGCUUCUUCCUCUUUCUGCGAGGGGACAGACGGAAACGCGCCGGGAGCAGCAUGGCGCCCGGCCCCCACUAUGCCCCGGCCCCACCGCAGGAGCCUGCGCCCCCCCCGGAGCCCCGCGUCAAGCUGAAGCGAGAGAUCUCGCUGCUCAGCGGCAUCUGCCUCAUCGUGGGCAACAUGAUCGGGUCGGGCAUCUUUGUGUCGCCCAAGGGCGUCCUGCUGCACAGCGCCUCCUACGGGCUGGCGCUGGCCGUGUGGGCCGUGGGCGGCCUCUUCUCCAUCUUCGGGGCGCUGUGCUACGCCGAGCUGGGCACCACCGUCACCAAGUCGGGGGCCAGUUACGCCUACAUCCUGGAGGCCUUUGGGGGGCUGGCGGCCUUCGUCCGCCUCUGGGCCUCCCUCCUCAUCAUCGAGCCCACGAGCCAGGCCGUCAUCGCCCUCACCUUCGCCAGCUACAUGGUGCAGCCCGUCUUCCCCAGCUGCCCCGGGCCCUACGCCGCCCACCGCCUGCUGGCCGCCGCCUGCAUCUGUCUCCUGACAUUCGUUAACUGCGCCUACGUGAAAUGGGGGACGCGCGUCCAGGACGUCUCCACCUACGCCAAGCUGCUGGCGCUGCUGGCCAUCAUCGUGGCGGGCAUCGUCCGCCUGGCACAGGGUAGGGGAGCCGGGGGGGGGCAAGGGACAGACCAUUCCCCGACCCCCGUGCCAGCCCUGCUCUUCAACGGGGCCAUGGCUCUGGUCUAUCUCUGUGUGGAGGACAUUUUCCAGCUCAUCAACUACUACAGCUUCAGCUACUGGUUCUUCGUGGGCCUGUCCAUCGCUGGGCAGCUCUACCUGCGCUGGAAGGAGCCCGACAGGCCCCGCCCACUCAAGGUGAGGCCCCGCCCCACCCAACCCUCUGGGGGCAGAGUGUCCCCAUAUGACUCCUGGCCCAUCCCACAAUUCCCUGGGGGAGUGUCUCACCCCAUGGUUCCCUGCCUGGCCCAUAACGUCCUGGGGCAGGGUCCCCACUUAUCCCAUGAUGCUCCAGGGCAGUGGCUCCCUGCCCAUCCCAUGAUGCUCCCCGCUCUCUCUGCAGCCAGUGCGUCCCGCCACAUCCAGGUGCUGUGCCAGGCCGUGGUGACAGAGCUGGACCCCGAUGACGCUCGCCCCAAAUCCCAGUGACGGAGCCAGGGGGGAGGGGGCACCUUCCCUCCCCCACAGACCCACUCCUCCCCUUUUAUUUAUUGGCCCCCUCGGCCCCCCCCUUCCCCCGGAAGUAGCUGCUACCAAUAAACCAGCAUCACUCCAGUCACA
Molecule: messenger RNA, 1438 nt
Organism: Chelonoidis abingdonii (Abingdon island giant tortoise)
Lineage: Eukaryota; Metazoa; Chordata; Testudines; Testudinidae
Source: RefSeq, a predicted model, not a curated record